Desarmillaria tabescens is the source of this 1217-nucleotide messenger RNA. RefSeq lists its product as uncharacterized. Lineage: Eukaryota; Fungi; Basidiomycota; Agaricomycetes; Agaricales; Physalacriaceae. The transcript has a single exon. Bases 116 to 1051 code for a protein of 311 amino acids. The record is from RefSeq and is a predicted model, not a curated record.
CCCAGGCAUGGCAUAUUCCCUUAUGUUCUUCCAUUUUCCCCCGCUUUUCUAACCGCUCUUGACGACUUUCCACCAUCACUGCGGCGCCCAAUAUCCAAGCAAUCGCUUUACAACUAUGUCUACGCGUCCUGGCCCUCUCAGAGAGUGGCCGCUUGAACGCUUCUUGCCAGCGGGUUCUAAUUUGCCACCAACUGCGAACCCUUUCAAAUCGAACAGACCACAUAAGCGGGCUCACUCGCCUACCCCGACGCCUUUCAGUCCUACAAAACGUCGAAUACUUUUCGGGGAGGGCAUUUUCUCACCAGAGAAGACUGUAAAGAGCUCUUUACGCCGACAUCUAGCUUCUCCUGCUCGUUUCACAGAGAUUCUCCAAGGGCCAGGCAGUCCGGCAAAGAAGCUUGACUUUGGCUCAAUGAGCGGGCCCUCGAGCUGUGGUCCACUUUUCCCUUCACCAGAGUCUGAGGAAGAGGCCCCUUCGUCGUCACGCCACGGACUGGCACCCUCGCCGCGUCUUUCUAGCUCCUCGGCGCAAAAGGAAAGACCGGCUAGCGCUGAAACAUCUCAUCCUACUCCCUCAUCCAUCGUCACCCGGUCAACAUCGUCCACUACUCCACCCCCAGACCAUGCUAUUCACUACCCUGGCUUUGACGUGUAUCCAGACAUGGAUAUCGAGAUGCUUCCUUCUGUCACCCCUCUCCCACCUCCAGAUCUCCCCAAAGACUCUCACAAAGAGAAUUUGCCGCCACGUAGGAGGGCGAAGAAAGCAUCUGUUAUUAUGGAAGAUGGGAAGCCCAUUGCAUGGUCUUCAGACCCAAAGACGCAGGAACUCCAAAGGAAGUACAUGCUGAAAUCCACACCAGUACAACUACCUCCGUUUCCUGUAACACCCAAGAAAACCCCAGGCAAGGUGCCUCGUGUUUCUACUAGUCCUACGCCGCGUCGGUAUCACACACGAUCGUCGGACAAGAAACCGACAUUGACAGACGCUGAGAAAAAGAGGAGGCGGCAUAUUAUGGAGGCAGAGACAGACGAGAAGGCUGGAGGUCUGUAGUUAGACCACGACCCGGCAUACAUUUCCUUUCCUGCAGAUCAUUUCCUCACGCAAAGCAUAUCUAAUUGCAUUAUUUUUGUCUAACUAUCUAACAACCUUGUCUCUACGAAAUUGAUCUUCUCUUGGCAGCAGACAUACAUACUAUAAACUAUAUAUAUUGCCACCA